GUGUAUCUGUGUGUGUGUGUGUGUAGUGGAGUGGGGGUGUUUAUUAUGCUCACCAGGCAGAACGUUAGGAAAACUCCCUUGGCCCUGUUUUGAGAUGCAGAUCAGGGUAAGAGCCGUGUUGUCAGCUCACAGCCCCUCCCUCUGUCCUCCUUUAGCUGAGGAAGAACUAGAGGUCCCUGGACCUUGUAGCUGGGCUCUCUGCCAUUAGGGGAUGGGAAACGCUGGGCAUGGUGGCACACGCCUUUAGUCUCAGCACUCAGGAGGCAGAGGCAGGCGCAUUUACAUGAGUUGGAGGCCGGCCUGGUCUACAAAGGGAGUUCUGGUACAGAUGGGACUACACAGAGAAAUGCUGUCUUAAAAAACCAAAAAGGUGGGACAGGAGGCAGGCAGCUGCCUUGGGAGUAGGCACACAUUGAAGUAGCCCUAUUAAGGAACCUAGUAGUAAGCUGGGCACUUGGCACCAAGUAGGUACCUAUCUUCUGCAUGUGAAGGCUAUAGAACAGCAACCGUACAGUGGAGAGUGAUCAUCUUUGUGAGAAAUAUGACAUCAAGCACAGGGCAGGGUUUGUUCAACAGUGUUUGUGGCAGGAUUCUUCUCUGGAGUCUUUCCUGCCUGCUGUUCUCUGUGGUUGGUUGGACGGGUAGGUAGCCCUCUGUGGAACCCUGCAUUAUCCCUUCUGAUUGGCUUGUCACAGGACAAUGGGCGGUCCACCCAGGCUGGCCUAUAAGAGGAGGAGGUGGCCAGGCUUCUAUACGCGGGGGAGGGGCUGUGGAGGGUGGAGGGACCCUUGAGACUUGAUGGGCACUUUAUCAGCAAGUGCCAGAGAAGAACAGGCCUUGGGUGAGCCCUGUUAUCGGUCCCAGAGUCCACAGGACACUUGGAUUAAUGUGUAACCUUAAAAGGCUUCCCCUGUGCCCUCUGAAGCUACUGGUUCCUAAAUAGACACCACUCAGCAUGGAUCCUGGAAAAGAGGGGCUGCUUCUGAAGAUACUCUUCUCAGACCAACACCCACAGGUCCGCAGGUGGCUGAUCCCCUUCUUCGUCUCCUGCGUCGUCUACUUCGUCCUCUGGAUUCCCGAGGACCAGCCCUCCUGGUUCAGUGCUCUGGUGAAGUGCCUGCCUAUCCUGUGUCUGGUUGUGUUCCUGUGGGCUGUGACCCCUGGUGGGAGCUACCCCUGGCUCCUCCAGGGAGGUCUAGUGUGUUCUGCUGUGGGAGACGCCUGCCUCAUCUGGCCUGGGGCUUUCCUUUAUGGCAUGGCCGCCUUCUUUGCCACCCACGUGCUCUACGUGUGGGCUUUUGGCCUGUCCCCCCUGCGGCCCGGAGUCCUGGCGUCCGUCAUCCCCUGCGCUCUGGUCUACGGUAGCUUCCUCCUGCCCCACCUCGAGUCAGGCAUGGUCCUCCCGGUGUCGGCCUAUGGGCUCAUCCUGUUCUCCAUGCUGUGGCGCAGCCUUGCCCGGGGUGGGAGUGCCGCCUGGGGCGGUACGCUCUUCACCAUCUCCGAUAGUGUGCUGGCCUGGAACGCUUUCAUCCAACCCUUGGGUUUUGCCCGCCAAGUGACCAUGACCACCUACUAUGCAGCCCAGCUCUGCCUCGCCCUGUCAGCCCUCAGGAACCCAGGGCUCAAAACCAACUAAUGCAGGACCCAGGCAGCCCAGGGUCCCUGGCCCGAGUACCUGGGCUUUUCACAUCGACCCAGCCUGGCAAGCGGAUGCCUCCGGUCGUGUGCCUGCAGAUACGUGGCCAUCUUGAAACAUCUGUACACCGUUGGCAGAAAUUUGGAAUCUACCACUGAGAUCAAGCUGCCUUUCCCCGGCUUUCUGGCUGUGGAUUCCAGACCCCCAACCCAACAACAUACAUCCCGUCUUCCCCUCCCCAGGCCUGGCCUCCCCUCCCCACCCGCCCCUUCACGGUUGCUUCAAAUCUGCUUCUGGCUGCUUAAGUAAAAUGAGGGCUGGAA
This is a messenger RNA of Mesocricetus auratus (golden hamster), 1959 nucleotides long. It is a transcript of the gene Tmem86b, whose product is annotated as transmembrane protein 86B. The record is from RefSeq and is a predicted model, not a curated record. The transcript is spliced from 3 exons. The coding region runs from base 956 to 1636 and encodes 226 amino acids. Gene Ontology annotation, cellular component: membrane. Lineage: Eukaryota; Metazoa; Chordata; Mammalia; Rodentia; Cricetidae.